This is a messenger RNA of Carya illinoinensis, 585 nucleotides long. RefSeq lists its product as uncharacterized. Gene Ontology annotation, molecular function: RNA-DNA hybrid ribonuclease activity; nucleic acid binding. The record is from RefSeq and is a predicted model, not a curated record. Bases 1 to 585 code for a protein of 194 amino acids. The transcript has a single exon. NCBI's taxonomy places the organism in Eukaryota, Viridiplantae, Streptophyta, Magnoliopsida, Fagales, Juglandaceae.
AUGGGUGGAGAGGAUAGAGAGGUAAUGGAGCGGCUUGCAUGUCCGUUUAUUCCUAUUUCUUCAAAGCCUAUUAAAUUAAUUACAUGGAGUCCUCUGGAUAGAGGGAGAAUAAAGCUCAAUGUGGAUGACGGUUCUUGCGGAAAUUUGGGUGCGGCUGGGGGAGGGGGCAUUCUUCGGGAUUAUAAGGGAGACGUCAUUGGGGGGUUUGUGCAUACAUAUGGGCAUGCCACCAACACCAUUGCUGAGUGUAGAGCUGUAUAUGAUGGACUUUGGUUAUGUCGACAAUUAAAUGUAUGGGAUGUGUUGGUAGAAUCGGACUCUGUAGUCAUUGUUGGUUGGUUAGCAUCUGGGAUAUGCAAGUAUUGGUUCCUUUGGAAUUUUUGGGAGGAAGUGAAAAUCAUGGUAAGGGAGCUCAAUGUUCGUUUUCGCCAUAUUUAUAGAGAAGCCAAUAUGGUGGCGGAUUUUUUGACAAAGCAGGGAUCGCAAAGUUUGAUGUCAGAUUUUAAUGAUGCAUCUUCCAUUCACGGGCGGAUUCGGGGUUCAAUACGUUUAGAUAAAAUAGGUUUGCCUUAUUUGAGAAAGUGA